AUGAAACUAUCUUCUGCCCUCGGCCUCAUCAUCCUCGCUAUCGCCGGCGUCUCCGAGGGAUCUCAUAUGAAAGUCCCCGUACCCCUAGACACCAACCUCAUGGGCGCCGUCAUUAAUGCCGCUGGCCAGCCCGGCGCCGUCGCGAGUGAUCCCACACUUACUUGCAGCGUGGAUUAUGUAUUGGGAUGGAACUGCAGCGCGCCCACGGGUCCUUGCACCGUUUACCUCGAUUCCAUCGACGUCACGAACUGCACUAUUACCACUCCUUGA
Talaromyces amestolkiae is the source of this 270-nucleotide messenger RNA. RefSeq lists its product as uncharacterized. The record is from RefSeq and is a predicted model, not a curated record. The coding region runs from base 1 to 270 and encodes 89 amino acids. The transcript is spliced from 2 exons. Lineage: Eukaryota; Fungi; Ascomycota; Eurotiomycetes; Eurotiales; Trichocomaceae.